This is a messenger RNA of Culex pipiens pallens (northern house mosquito), 1785 nucleotides long. It is a transcript of the gene Zip99C, whose product is annotated as zinc transporter ZIP13 homolog. The record is from RefSeq and is a predicted model, not a curated record. NCBI's taxonomy places the organism in Eukaryota, Metazoa, Arthropoda, Insecta, Diptera, Culicidae. Gene Ontology annotation, cellular component: membrane. Gene Ontology annotation, biological process: intracellular zinc ion homeostasis; zinc ion transmembrane transport. Gene Ontology annotation, molecular function: zinc ion transmembrane transporter activity. The coding region runs from base 527 to 1612 and encodes 361 amino acids. The transcript is spliced from 5 exons.
AGAACAAAAUAAAAACAAUCGCGCUCCCUUCAAACCAGCUCAGUUCCGCGGCGGAGUUAAAGCCGUUUUAAACGCGAGUUUGUUUAAUUCAAAAUUGAUUACCUGUGUUGGUGGUGGGCAUCGAAUUGAUUAGCCAAUGAGUGUAACUUUCUAAUUGCCGAGUUUAAUUUCGGUGCAGAUUAGUCAACUUAUUUUUCGAAAGAACGCAAAAGAUUGCUUUUCUUUCUUUGUGACGUUUGGUUUGUUUUGUUUUGAUCGUGUGACAUCGCAAUUUUUCGUCGUGCUGCAGCAGCUUCGCUGCUGGCGGAGUGAAAUUUCCAUUUAUUGAGGAAAAAAGACCUCAAACCGGAAGCUAAACCAGUUACGGAUCAAUCAGCCUUGAUUCGCAUCAAUUUGAGAAUUUCCAAAGAAGAAUGUUUAGCUAAAUUGGACACCCGGUCAAAAGUGCGCACCACGAGUUUUGGGUGCAAAACAAAAAAAAAACUUUCUCAAAGAAGAACUAAUAAUUCAGUGAGUUUGAAAAAGGAUGAACAUCUCCACCGCCUUCAUGGACGAAGCGAUGGUGUUCCUGUACCGGGAGGUGGUGGACGCGUACCUGCCCGACUGCAUCAAAUCGCUCGAGUACACGCCGUGGGUGUUUUCGCUGCUCGGAUCGGCCCUGAUCGGGCUGAGCGGGAUACUGCCGCUGUUGGUCAUUCCCGCGGCCACCGGUGGAUCCGCCGGUGAUGGGAAGGAGUUUAACGAUCCCGCCGAAUCCAAAACGCUCAAAGUAUUGCUCAGCUUCGCCGUCGGAGGUCUCCUGGGGGACGUGUUUCUGCAUCUACUUCCGGAAGCUUGGAGUGGGGACGUCAGCCGGGGUGGUGAAGAUGGCCACCCGGCGAUGCGCAGCGGUCUGUGGGUCCUCGGCGGAGUGCUGAUUUUCACCAUCGUGGAGAAGAUCUUCUCCGGCUAUACGAACGCGGACGAGAACAAUCCGCAGCCAAAGUGUAUCGAAAUUACGAGCUGCUUGCUGCGCCAGACUGGGGGUAAACUGCCGGAGGGUUUCGUGGGCUGUGGCCAGGGUGGUGGAGCUUGUGACAUUGAGGACGUUCCGAAUGGGUGCUUCCUGGCGGGGAAGGAAAAGGAGGAGAAGAAGGAAGGUGGCGGUGGGAAGAAAGUGGCCGGUUAUUUGAACCUGCUCGCGAACUCGAUUGACAACUUUACCCACGGGUUGGCGGUGGCGGGGUCGUUUCUGGUGUCGUUCCGGCACGGCGUGCUGGCCACGUUUGCGAUUUUGUUGCACGAAAUUCCCCACGAGGUGGGCGACUUUGCCAUCCUGCUGCGGUCCGGCUUCAGCCGGUGGGACGCGGCCAAGGCACAACUGCUCACAGCCGGAGCCGGCCUUCUGGGGGCGCUGGUUGCCAUCGGCGGUUCCGGCGCCACAACCGCCAUGGAAGCGCGCACCUCUUGGAUCAUGCCCUUCACGGCCGGUGGCUUCCUGCACAUUGCCCUGGUGACGGUGCUGCCGGACUUGCUGCAAGAGGAGGACCCACGGGAAUCGAUCAAGCAGUUUCUCGCGCUGAUGGCCGGCAUCGGAGUGAUGGCCUUUAUGACGGUGUAUUUGGAGCAUUAGAAGGUUGCGUCAAAUCUCAGAAGCUAGGAACCGGUUCUUCUUCGGCGGUAGUCCCACCUUUUUUUAUUUGUGCGGAGCCUAGUCCCCUCCUCGUGUUGCAUGCCAUAAAUAAGGGAAAACACAAAUUUAUCCUAAACAAAAUCAAAUUACUAAGUGUAGGUAAACAAAACAAA